Molecule: messenger RNA, 2948 nt
Organism: Cinclus cinclus
Lineage: Eukaryota; Metazoa; Chordata; Aves; Passeriformes; Cinclidae
Gene: CCDC124
Product: coiled-coil domain containing 124
Exons: 4
Coding region: 447-1115 (222 amino acids)
Biological process (GO): transcription by RNA polymerase II
Cellular component (GO): nucleus
Molecular function (GO): transcription coactivator activity
Source: RefSeq, a predicted model, not a curated record
UGUCCCUUUCUGCCCCCCCUCAGGUGAGGGCCCUGCCCGGACCCCGCUCCUUGGGCAGGCUCGGAGGGCGGGAAAAGGGAUUUUGGGAAGGGUGAAAGUGUAGGAAAAGAGGUUUUGGGAAGGGUCAAAAUGUGGGAAAACGGAUUUUGGGAUGGUCAUAGUAUGGGAAGAGGGGUUUUGGGAUGGUCAUAGUGUGGGAAGAGGGGUUUUGGGAAGGGUCUCAGGGGCUAGAGAAUUCCUGGGAAGGGCUGGAGGAUUCCUGAGGAAGCCAGGAAAGGAAACCUCAGAAAAGUCUGGAAUCCCCAAACUCUGGAUGAAUCACCCACACCCUGCUGACCUCAGACCUCAUUCCCAGUUCACCCCAUGAAAACAAAACCAACAAAACCCCAAACCCUAUCCAGAUCCAUUAAAAAAAAAAAUUCUUUGUUUUCCAGAGGAUUUGAGGGAUGCCCAAGAAAUUCCAGGGGGAGAACAGCAAGUCGGCGGCGGCACGCGCCCGCAGGGCCGAAGCAAAGGCGGCGGCGGAGGCGCGGCGGCAGCAGGAGCUGGAGGAUGAGCUCUGGAAGGACGAGGACAAACACGUCCUGAGGAAGGAGCAGAGGAAGGAGGAGCGGGAGAAGCGGCGCCUGGAGCAGCUGGAACGCCGGAAGGAGCUGCAGCGCCUGCUGGAGGAGGAGGAUUCCAAACUCAAAGGGAAAACUCCCAAGCAGGGAAAUCCCGGGAAAAUCACCCGGGCCCAGAUUGAGGAGAACGUCCGGAAGGAGCAGCAGCAGAAGGAAAACACUGAUGCAGCAGCAGAGAAGGAGAAAUCCCACCUGGAAUUGCCUCUGGAGGAGAACCUGAACCGGAGGCUGCCCGAGGAGGGGGCGGUGGAGGCACGGAGCAUCGAGGACGCCAUCGCUGCCCUCAGCGUGUCCCAGCCCCUGGAGCGUCACCCCGAGCGCCGUCUCCGCGCCGCCUUUGCCGCCUUCGAGGAGCUGCAGCUGCCGCGGCUCAAGCGGGACAAUCCCAACAUGCGGCUGAGCCAGCUGCGGCAGCUGCUCAAGAAGGAGUGGAUGAAAUCCCCGGAAAACCCCAUGAACCAGCGGCACAAACCCUACAACAGCCACAAAUAGGACUGCAGGGAAAAUCCUCCGUUUUUCCUUUCAUGUCUCCGUGGAUUUCGGGCCCAGCUCGAGGUCGGACUGAUGGCGCCUUCUCCUUCCUAAAAUUCCCUGGAAAAUGCAGCUCCCGGGUUGUCCUUGUCACUCCCUCCUUGGAAUUCUGGAGCUGUCACGUGGGAAAAGCUCCUGGAGUGUGACCCCAAAGAGAUUCCAGACCUGGGUCUCCCUUGGGUGUCCCUGAUCCAGCUUCCUAUGGGAUUGGGAUAUCCCUGAAAUCCCUGGUCCCCUUUCCUUUGGGAUUGGGAUAUCCCUGAAAUCCCUGGUCCCCAUUUCCUUUGGGAUUGGGAUAUCCCUGAAAUCCCUGGUCCCCUUUCCUUUGGGAUUGGGAUAUCCCUGAAAUCCCUGGUCCCCAUUUCCUUUGGGAUUGGGAUAUCCCUGAAAUCCCUGGUCCCCAUUUCCUUUGGGAUUUGGAUAUCCCUGAAAUCCCUGGUCCCCAUUUCCUUUGGGAUUUGGAUAUCCCUGAAAUCCCUGCUCUUGUUUCCUUUGAGAUUGGGAUAUUCUGGUCCUAUUUCCUUUGGGAUUGGGGCAGAGGCAUUGGGAAGAGGGAAAAUCCCUCUGGGACAAGUGGGAAAAGCCUUUCCUGGGGUUGGGAGCAGCAGUGCCAGGCAGCUCCAGGUGACAUUCCCUGGAAAAAGCAGCUCCCAGGCUGUCCCUGAGACUCCCUCCUUGGAAUUCUGAAGCCACCACACGGAAAACUCCCAGAGUGUCACUGUUGGUGUCCGUGAAGAUUCCAGACCAGGAUCCAGCCUCUGGAUUUUGGGAGUGGGAGGGUUGGGAAGAGGGAAAAUCCCUCAGGAAAGGAUGGGAAAAGCUCCCCCACACCACCUGAUUCCCACUUUUCCUGAGGGGGAGAGCAGUGCCAGGCAGCUCCAGGUGACAUUCCCGCUGUCCCCUGGGAUGCUGGAGCCCAAAAUCCACCUGGAGAAGGGAAAUUCCUGCUUUUCCCAUCCCUUUUCCCCUUCCCUGAUCCCGGGCUCAGGAGCCUUGGGAAGGGGAGGUGACAUUCCCGGCGUCCCUGUGGGAAUGCUGGAAUCCUCAGGAGUGCAAAUCCUGGUUUUUCUCCCCCUCCCCUCUCUUUUCCCCAUCCUUUGGGAAUGAAAUUCCUUCCCAGGAAUCAGCCUGGAGGUGCCACCGUGGGAUUCAUCCAGGCUCAUCCUUCUCCCUCUUUUUGGGGCUGCCCCCCAUUGGGCUGGUCUUUGUUCCUGCAUCCCAGAAUUCCCAAAUCCACCCAGGGAGGAAUGAACCCCCCCCUUCACCCCUUUGUGUGAGUUUGGUGUGUUUGAAUCGAAUUAAAAAAAAAAAAACAAAAUACAACAAAAACAAAACAACAAAAACAAAACAACAAAUCCUAUUAAAUUGGGGAGGAAUAAUUUGGGAAGGGUUUGGGGGAUUGUUUUCCUGCCUUGCUCGGUUUUAUUCCUGAAAAUGUGGAAGAUGCUGCUGGAAUUGGGGUGGGAUUCCUGCUUGGACUGGGGGAGUUCCCCUCCCUUUGGGCUGUUCCUGAGGGGGGGAAUUCCCCAUUCCCACUGCUCCUGGAAUGAGGAACCCACGGGAAUUUGUCCCCAUAUCCCCAUCCCAGGAAUUCCCCUUCCUCAAUUCCCCCAUUCCCAUUCCUGUCCCCAUUCCUCAUCCCCCAUCCCAUUACCAUUCCUAGCCCCGUUCCCAUUCCCCGUUAUUCCCAUUCCCCGUUAUUCCCAUUCCCCAUUGUUCCCAUUCCCCGUUGUUCCCAUUCCCCAUUAUUCCCAUUCCCCGUUAUUCCCAUUCCCCGUUAUUCCCAUUCCCCGU